GUGUCUUCUUUUUACAGUAGACAUUGUAAAGGCAUGGUCUUGAGCACUGUGACUUCAUGUCCUCCUCGCCCUCUGACUAAUAUGAAUGACACCAUGGUGAGCCACACGUCCUCUGGAGUGCCCACGCCCACCAAGAGGUUGCUCUGUAGCCAGGACAGGCCCGGUCCCUUGGAUGAGCACGCGCUGAUAGCCUCCUAUGCGGCCCGUCUGCAGCACUGCGCACGUGUUCUGGACAGUCCUAGCCGGCUGGACGAGGAACACCGGCUCAUAGCUCGCUAUGCUGCCCGACUGGCUGCAGAAGCAGGAAACAUGACUCGUCCUCCCACUGACAUGGGCUUUAACUUCGAUGCCAACAAGCAACAGAGGCAGCUCAUUGCAGAACUGGAAAACAAGAACAGAGAGAUCCUGCAGGAGAUCCAGCGUCUGCGUCUGGAGCACGAGCAGGCUUCCCAGCCCACUCCAGAGAAGGCCCAGCAGAACCCCACGCUGCGCGAGCUGCGGCUGCUGAGGCAGAGGAAAGAUGAGCUGGAGCAGAGGAUGUCUGCGCUCCAGGAGAGCAGGCGGGAGCUGAUGGUCCAGCUGGAGGGGCUGAUGAAGCUGCUGAAGGAGGAAGAGCAAAAGCAGGCAGCUCAGGCCACAGGAUCACCGCACACAUCACCCACCCACGGAGGUGUCCGCCCCAUGCCCAUGCCUGUCCGCUCCGUAUCUGCUGGCUCCACCCCCACCCACUGCCCACAGGACUCGCCAAGCGGAGUUGGGGGAGAUGUGCAGGAGGCCUUUGCACAAGGUACGAGGAGAAACCUCCGCAAUGACCUGCUGGUGGCUGCUGACUCCAUCACCAACACCAUGUCAUCCCUGGUGAAGGAGCUCCAUUCAGCAGAGGAAGGUGCAGAGGAAGAAGAAGAGAAGAUGCAAAAUGGGAAAGACAGAGGUUAGUGGAGGAGCCGGACCCAGAGGAAGCUCUGGCACAGAGGACAAGGAGCAAGCUGGCACCAACAAGACGAAGGGAAGGUCUUCCCCCAGAGGCACAUUCCUAUCCAUCUUUCUGCUGCACACCUGGACUGGGCUUGCAGGCUGCCAGACGUCACUCCACCAACAGGGAGAGGGGAGCCAAGCGGUGGGAAGUGGAGGGGGAGCUGCAAGAAGCAGCAGCUGGUGGGCCUUCCCCUGCAUAGCCUUGCAUGUACUAGCGGCUUCAUUCCUCCCCUCAGGGCAUGGUCUCAUCUCUGCAUCAGGAAUUUACCAGGAGGUUGAAAAGAGAAAAGAAAAAGCGCUAAGC
This is a messenger RNA of Castor canadensis (American beaver), 1279 nucleotides long. The record is from RefSeq and is a predicted model, not a curated record. Lineage: Eukaryota; Metazoa; Chordata; Mammalia; Rodentia; Castoridae.